Molecule: messenger RNA, 2199 nt
Organism: Capronia coronata CBS 617.96
Lineage: Eukaryota; Fungi; Ascomycota; Eurotiomycetes; Chaetothyriales; Herpotrichiellaceae
Product: ubiquitin thiolesterase
Exons: 4
Coding region: 1-2199 (732 amino acids)
Biological process (GO): protein deubiquitination
Cellular component (GO): cytosol; nucleus
Molecular function (GO): cysteine-type endopeptidase activity; cysteine-type deubiquitinase activity
Source: RefSeq, a predicted model, not a curated record
AUGACUUCCUUCUUUGGGAAAUUGAAGAGCCAGAAUGCUACCGGUCCGGCAGUGGGCACAACGCCCGCAAAGAAAGACCCCAAUGCGCCCUUGCCCACGCCUCUGGAGCGCAUGCUCAUGAACGCCGGUCCCAUUCGCAAUGAUGGAAGUGAUAAGUUCUUUGGCAUGGAAAACUUUGGUAAUACUUGUUACUGCAAUUCGAUUUUACAAUGUCUUUAUUAUUCAGUCCCAUUCCGAGACCAUGUCCUUUCCUACCCCAAGCGGUCAACCCCGGAGUCCGUCGCACACGCUCAAGCACACGCUCCACCACGUAUACCACCGCUCCAGCAGAAUGGCACCGCGAAGAAACCUCUCGGUCCGUCUUCCGCGCGGAGUGCCGGGACACCCCCUCAACAGCAGAAGCCAGAGGAUAAGGAUUCACCCGAAUAUAAAAAGAAGCAGGCCUUGUUGGCAGGGCCCAUAUUGAAUAUGAGCUACGAAAACUCCCGGGAAUAUGAGAUGCCCGAGACUCUCUUCACCUCCCUGAAGGAUCUUUUUGAGGCCGUGGUUGUCAAUCAGUCAAGAAUGGGCGUUAUCAGUCCCAGCAGGUUCCUCGAAACAUUGCGAAGGGAAAAUGAGAUGUUCAGGUCUGCAAUGCACCAAGACGCGCAUGAAUUCCUCAACCUUCUUCUCAACACAGUCGUCGAGAACAUCGAGGACCACGACAGAAAAGUGAUUGCCCAGAGAAAGGCCGAGCAACCUCUGCGCGGGGUAGAAGACGACGGGGAUCUCUCAAAGACAGAGUCAGAGUCAGGGACCGUCUCUUUCCCUCCUAUCCUGCCCACACCGACUACAAGCUCCCCCACACGAUGGCUACACGAACUUUUCGAAGGGACUCUUACAUCCGAAACCCGCUGUUUAACUUGCGAGAACGUCUCACAACGUGAUGAGCCCUUCCUGGAUCUAUCGGUUGAUUUGGAGCAGCAUUCGUCCGUCACCGCUUGUCUCCGCAGGUUUUCCGAAGAGGAAAUGUUGUGUGAACGCAACAAAUUCCACUGCGAUAACUGCGGCGGACUUCAGGAAGCCGAGAAACGUAUGAAGAUUAAGAGGCUGCCAAAGAUAUUGGCGCUCCACUUGAAGAGGUUUAAAUACACGGAAGACCUACAGAGACUGCAGAAAUUAUUUCACAAGGUGGUGUAUCCUUACCACUUGAGGCUUUUUAACACCACAGAUGACGCAGAAGACCCAGAUCGACUCUACGAACUUUAUGCGGUGGUCGUUCACAUUGGGGGCGGUCCAUAUCAUGGUCAUUACGUCGCAGUGAUAAAAACUCAGGAUCGUGGCUGGCUACUCUUCGACGAUGAAAUGGUUGAACCUGUCGACAAGACCUUUGUCCGCAAUUUCUUCGGUGAUCGGCCGGGACUCGCCUGCGCUUAUGUGCUCUUCUAUCAGGAGACCACGUUUGAAGCCGUUCAAAAGGAACAGAGAAUGGAAGGUAAAAGAAGAGCUUCUCAGGAUCUUACUUCUGGCCUGGCCGUUCCUCCCAGGCAGUCCGCAGAACUCCACCAAGUCCAAACCGUCACUCCGAUGGGCUCUCCCGGCUCACCAUCAGAUGCCACGUAUUAUGCCACCCUUGAUCAUGCCGUGACCGCACCCCCUGAAUUCACAACCAACGGGCACGUUGAGUCGCCGCGGUCCCCUCCUCCACCUACGGUCCGGCCUCCUAGCCCUGUGCUCCAAAGCAAGAGGGAGAGAGUUAAGGAGGAGAAGGCACAUGAGAAAGCGCGCAGAGCUGCAGAGAAACAAGCCGAGAAAGAUAGACAGGAGGUUGAGAAGCAGCGUCGGAAAGUGCUCGCUGCUAAGUUGACAGAGGCUCAAAAGAGACAAGAGGCCGAACUCAAGGCUGCACUGGAAGCGAGCAAGGCUUCCAAAGCAGAAGAGGACAAGCGUCACGCCUUGGAACGGUCGCAGACGGUCCACGCCAAUGGUAGUGGCAGCGGCUCAUCAGGUUUUGAUCGAUUCAAGCGUACGAAGAGUCUACGAUUCGGAUCAUUGAACAAAAAGGAGAAGCCACAAUUAGAUUCGUCUGAGGAAAACGUUGCGAGCCCGGAUGCUAUGACUCCGGAAAAGGAGAAGGACAAGGACAAGGACAAGGAAAAAGAGAAAGACAGGAGAAACCGCUUCAGCAUUCGGAAGAAGUCAUUUGGCAUGUUGCCGUGA